Messenger RNA from Diorhabda sublineata, 4191 nucleotides. RefSeq names its product structural maintenance of chromosomes protein 4 (gene glu). Gene Ontology annotation, cellular component: chromosome. The coding region runs from base 123 to 4097 and encodes 1324 amino acids. The transcript is spliced from 19 exons. Gene Ontology annotation, molecular function: protein binding; ATP hydrolysis activity; ATP binding. The record is from RefSeq and is a predicted model, not a curated record. Gene Ontology annotation, biological process: mitotic chromosome condensation. NCBI's taxonomy places the organism in Eukaryota, Metazoa, Arthropoda, Insecta, Coleoptera, Chrysomelidae.
GAUUUAUAUAUGAUGUUUGACAGCAAGCUAAAAAUUUAAAAUCGCGACGGUUUUGUUUAUAGUUUGAAUAUUUUUGUUAUAAAGUAUAUAAAAGUUUUUGAAGAGCUCUAUAAAUUAUCCUUAUGCCUUCAAUUGUAAUGACCGAAAAACAGAAACAAAAAAGAAAAUCCAUCGUACAAAAGAAUUCCGUGGAGGAAGAACAGUCUGAAGAUGAAUUACAUUUAUCAGAUGAUGAUGAUGCUAAUAUAAUAGACGGAAUUCGUAUCCCCCCUGCAACGAAACCGACUUGUUCUUUUGAUCCAACUGGUCCUCGUUUAAUCAUAACUAAAAUCACAAAUAAUUUUUUUAAAAGUUAUGCAGAAGAACAAGUUUUGGGACCAUUCCAUAAAUGUUUCAAUGCUAUUAUUGGACCCAAUGGAAGUGGAAAAAGUAAUGUUAUUGAUUCUAUGUUAUUUGUUUUUGGUUAUAGAGCUACCAAAAUUCGAUCCAAGAAAGUGUCUGUAUUGUUACAUAAUUCUGAUAAGUACAGAAACGUUCAAUCUUGUACAGUAUCAGUACAUUUUGCACAAAUUAUUGAUAAGUCCGGAGAUGACUACGACAUAGUUCCAGGUAGUGAAUUUGUAGUAUCUCGUACAGCUAAUAAAGACAAUUCCUCGUAUUACACAUUAGAUGGGAAGAAAGUACAGUUUAAAGAAGUCGGGAAGUUACUCAAAAGUCACGGCAUUGAUUUAGAUCAUAACAGAUUUCUUAUUCUUCAGGGGGAAGUAGAGCAAAUUGCUAUGAUGAAGUGUAAGGCUGAUAAUGAACAUGAGUCGGGAAUGUUGGAGUAUUUGGAAGACAUCAUUGGAACAAAUCGCUAUAAAAAACCUCUUACUCAAGUACAUGAGAGAGUAGAAUACCUUACAGAACAUAGAACUGAAAAAUUGAACAGAUUGAAUUUGGUUCAAAGAGAAAUGGAAGAGCUGAAAGAACCUAUGGAGGAAGCAGUUGGAUUCUUGAAAACUGAAAAUAAAGUAGUGACAAGCAAAAAUUUUCUUUUCCAAAAAAAUAUAUACUCGUUUCAAAAGAAGUUGGAGAAGUAUGACGAAGAAAAGAAAACUAUUUUGGAGGAGCAACAAGAUUAUGAAGAAAAUUUGAAAAAGCUCAAUGAAGAAAAGGCCGAAAAGGAGAAGAUUUUGAAGAAGAAAGCAUCAACCUACGAGCACCUCAGAAAGCGGAAAGAAGAUUUAACAGAAGCAUUUAAUAAGGCAAAUAAUAAAGAUGUGCAGUUACAGGAGACUAUGAUGCAAACGAAUAACACUAGAAAGAAAACAAAGGAGCUGCUAAUUGAAGAAAAGAAGAAGUUGGAAAAAUUACAGAAAGUUCCUGAAGAAAGUGAAAAGGGCAUAGAAGAGUGUGAAAAAAAAAUUGAAGAAGUUACAGUUAAAAAGGAAAAGUACGAAGAAGAAAAAACGAAACUUUUAUCAACGUUAAGGACGCAAACUGUGGCUCUUCAAGAGAAAAAAGAUGUUCUUCAAAACGAAUUGAUUGGAUUGAAGAAAUCCGUCGAUGAAACCAAAUCUUCAUAUGUAUUAGCUGAAUCUGAAUUGAAAAUAUAUGUGAGUAGCGAAGAAAAUGAAAAAGACAAAUUGGAAAAUUUAAUAAAAGAAUAUGAAACAUCCCAAGCAACCAUCGAAGAAAGAACAAAACAAAUUGGUUUAUUAAAAAAGAAAAUACCAGCUACAGAAAAAUCUCUCAAUGAUGCUUCCUCAGAAUUGAAUGUUGUAAAAUACCAAGAAUCUCAAUUAAUCUCCAACAUAAGAAGUAACAGGGCUCAAGUUGAGGAAAAGAGAAGUUCAAUGCAAGCUUCUAAAUCCAGAGGAAAAGUUUUGGACAGUUUAAUGGCGCAAAAACGCGACGGAAAUUGCCCUGGAUUGUAUGGAAGAUUGGGAGAUUUGGGAGCUAUAGAUCAAAAAUAUGAUGUUGCCAUAUCGACAGCUUGUGGACCACUAGAUAAUAUUGUCGUUGAUAAUGUUGGAACUGCACAGUGGUGCAUAGAAUUUUUAAAAAAGUACGACUUAGGUAGAGCGACUUUCAUAGCUUUGGACAAACAAGAGCAUUUGAGACAGUACACAACAAGCAAAAUCAAAACACCUGAAAAUGUACAUCGUCUUUACGAUCUGAUACAAGUGCAAGAUGAAGACGUCAGAACAGCUUUCUAUUAUGCUUUACGUGACACUUUGGUAGCAGAUGAUUUAGAACAAGCCACUAGAAUAGCUUACGGCCAACAGCGCUUUAGGGUUGUUACUCUGAAAGGAGAUCUCAUUGAAAUGACAGGUACAAUGAGCGGUGGUGGUAAACAAGUAAGUAGAGGACGGAUGGGGCAAUCAGUUCGGGUAUCCAAUGUAAAUCCAAGGGAAAUACAGAGUUUGGAAGAAGACUUGGAACAAAUGGAACAGAAAGUGAGAGAACUGAGGCAGAAACAAGUUUCACUCGAAAGUCAAAUCAACACGUUACAACCUGAGUUGAGGCAAAUGAAAUAUGAUUUAGAGAAAUUUUCAAUGGAAUUAAAGGGGUUGCAACAACAACAACCGAUAUUGGAGAAGCAAAUAAAAGAACAAAAAACUAAAUCCAAAAUGACGAAAGCAAAUCCAGCUCAAGUGAGAAAGUUAACGAAAGUAAUGGAAGAGAAAAAAGAAUUGUAUGACGCCGCCGCCGAAAGGGCAGGUGUAAUUCAAAGCCAAGUCGAUAAAAUCAACGCCGAAAUCGAAGAAAAAACUUCAGGAAAAAUGAAAUUAGUUGAUAAGAAUCUUAACGAGGCCAUUAAAGUCAUAGAUAAAUGUAAAGCUGAGAUUACCAGAUUAAUGGUAGCUGUAACAACCUCUGAAAGAAAUACCAAGAAAUCCCAGCAAAAAAUCAAAACUAUGGAAGAAGAUAUCGUGAAUAUGGAAAAUAGACUUAGACAAAUGAAAACGGAAAGAACAGAAAUAGAGGAAGACGCUGCAAAAUUGCUACAGUGUAUUAAAGAAAUUACCACACAACUAGCGGAAGGAGAAGAAUCAUUUGCAGACCUUAAGAAAGAAGUGGCUAAUUUAGUUAAACAAGAAAAUAAAUUGAAGUCUGAGAAAGUAGAUAUUGACCAAAAGCUAAAAACAGUAAAUGGUAAAAUAAAUGAGUGUAAAAGUGCCAUACAUCAACUGGAAGUCAAGAUAUCUCAUUUGAAACUUCAAGACAUUCCCAACGAAUCAACUGUUGAUCUUGAGAAAUAUACUCAUGAAGAAUUGUUGGAGAAAGACGCAAAAGAAGUAGAAAAGGAAUUGGAAGCUGCGGAAACACACUUGAGAGUAGCAAAACCAAAUCUCAAUGCAAUUGAAGAAUACAGAAAUAAACAAAUGGUGUAUAUUGAACGAUCAAAAGAAUUAGAAGAAAUCAGUAUGAAGCGAAUGGAAAUGAGAAAACUAUUUGAUAAUUUGAAAAGUAGACGUCGCGAAGAAUUCAUAAUCGGUUACAACAUCAUCAAAUUAAAAUUGAAGGAGAUGUACCAAAUGAUUACAUUAGGGGGAGAUGCCGAUUUCGAAUUGGUCGAUACUUAUGAUCCUUUUUCCGAAGGUAUACAAUUCAACGUGAGACCGCCUAAGAAAUCGUGGAAGAAAAUUUCGAAUUUAUCUGGUGGUGAAAAGACUCUAUCAUCUCUGGCACUUGUAUUUGCUUUACAUUACUACAAACCUUCUCCGUUGUAUGUCAUGGACGAAAUUGAUGCAGCAUUGGAUUUUAAAAAUGUCUCUAUAGUUGGAAACUACAUCAAACAAAGAACCAAGAACGCUCAAUUUAUUAUAAUCUCCCUUCGAUCUAACAUGUUCGAAUUGUGUGACAACCUUGUAGGAAUUUAUAAAACUUUCGAUUGCACCAAAUCAAUAACAAUCGAUCCCAGAAUACAUGAUCACAGAGAAGUACCCAGCGAUAAGAUAUUGGUCAUGUCAGAGGACAAACAAACUACUGAUGUCUUUAACAAAGAACAAGAAAUUACAGACGAAAAUGGAGGAAAUGUUGAAAACAUUCCAGUGGAAGAUUCUGAUAUGUCCGAAGAUGGACCAAGUACUUCAAAAGAAAUUGAUUAAAAAUUUUAUAUUUUUGUUACAGAAAUAGCUCUAAUAUUUAAAAAAUAUUGUUAAUAAUUAAAUAGGAAGUGAAUUAAAGUUUUUUCAAACAAAA